GUACCUCUCAACGACUUGUUGAGACACGUUGGCUGGUCUUCACUUCAACAGUGCUAGAGCACAGAGUCGUCGUCCGAGUCCUUCGACUCGCCAGACGACGUUGAAUCUCCACAACCAAUGGUGCGCAGUUGACUCCGGCGGAAGCAGCGCUUCAAUUGCAGGAUAUCACGUCUGUAGGUUAAACCAUUUCACCCACAGCACAAUGGCAAAGACGAUACUCAUAACGGGUUGUUCGGCGGGCGGGAUCGGUGCCGCCCUAGCACAGGCCCUGGCCGACCAAGGUCAUCACAUCAUCGCCACCGCCCGCAGUCCAUCCAAGAUACCCCUCGAGCUCCGCUCCCUUUCCAAUGUCAUAACGCUGGCUCUCGAUGUUUCGUCAACAGAAUCUGUCAUACACGCCGCCAAAACGGUGAGUGAGGCGGGCAAGGGGUUAGAUGUGCUCGUCAAUAAUGCUGGCGUGGGUUACACGAUGCCUAUCCUAGACGUGGACGUGGAGCAGGCGGAGCGUCUAUAUGAAGCGAAUGUAUGGGGACCAGUGCGGACAAUACAAGCUUUUGCGGAUCUUCUUAUUGCGAGUGAGGGCCGCAUCGUCAACAUGAGCAGCGUUGGGGCGGUGGUCAAUACACCUUGGAUCGCCUCUUAUGCGUCGUCCAAGCCUGCGCUCAAUAGCAUAUCAGAGACAUUGCGCCUCGAGCUUGGCCCUCUCGGCGUCAGCAUGACAACUGUGUAUCUGGGGACAGUCGCGACGUCCUUUCACGCGAAUGAACCAGCACCAGAGCUUCCACCGGGAUCGCGUUACACGAGCAUCCUCGACACAAUAACGAAAUGGGCGAAGGGAGAAUCUGGUCCCAAGGCCGGUUCCAUGAAGGACCUGGUUGACUCUGUUUUUCCUGAUAUUCUGGGUGAAAAAGGUGGUAUUGUAUGGAGGGGUCCAAACAGCGGCGCUGUUAGAUUUCUCUCCCGAUGGAUGCCCAUGUAGCUGCUGCACAAGGGUGAUUAGAUCUCAGGCGCAGAUGCAUCAGCAUCAACUUGUGCAGUCGAGGGUCGGCUUGGGAAUGUAAAUGGAUACAUUUUAGAAGAUGACGCCUACUCCGGAACCUUAAUUUCUCCGGGAACUUUUGUCGUGAACAGCCCAUGCGGAUCGACUGUCGCUCUCACCUUCUUCAGUCUCUUUACACCUUCCUCCUCAUAGCUCGCAAGACCCAAUAGAAGGAUUCGGGUCAGAUAAUGGUGCGAUUGCGUAAGACGGCACAGCAGUUUGAUCCGAAAGCGC
Molecule: messenger RNA, 1273 nt
Organism: Purpureocillium takamizusanense
Lineage: Eukaryota; Fungi; Ascomycota; Sordariomycetes; Hypocreales; Ophiocordycipitaceae
Exons: 3
Coding region: 203-979 (258 amino acids)
Biological process (GO): phosphatidic acid biosynthetic process; triglyceride catabolic process
Cellular component (GO): endoplasmic reticulum; lipid droplet
Molecular function (GO): acylglycerone-phosphate reductase (NADP+) activity; triacylglycerol lipase activity
Source: RefSeq, a predicted model, not a curated record